Messenger RNA from Coffea eugenioides, 1929 nucleotides. Its product is annotated as protein GPR107-like. NCBI's taxonomy places the organism in Eukaryota, Viridiplantae, Streptophyta, Magnoliopsida, Gentianales, Rubiaceae. Bases 91 to 1443 code for a protein of 450 amino acids. Gene Ontology annotation, biological process: transport. Gene Ontology annotation, cellular component: Golgi apparatus; membrane. The record is from RefSeq and is a predicted model, not a curated record. The transcript has a single exon.
ACUAGUAGAGUACUCUGUCGGCCACGUCGCUAGACAUCUACUAGUAGUGUUAAGAUCCGUUCCUCACCGGCGGCUUCAGAUCACAAGUCAAUGGCGUCGAGCUUUUCCAGGUCCUCCCUCUUCUUCUUGGUAGGAGCAGUAAUUUUCUUCUUCCUCCUUAAUACCUCUCUGGCCGAGAUCCGUUCGACUGAAAUCCGAUCCGAUUCGCGAUCCACCAUCCCUUUUGACGAAUUCGGUUUCACCCAAUCUGGACGCCUCAAUCUCACCAUCACCCGCAUCUCCUUCUCCAACUCCAAACCCCAGCUCCACCUCUCUCAACUGGGUUUCUACCUCUGCACCCGCGACUCCUGGGCCCAAGUCGUCCAACAACUCCAAGAUGGUGACAUCCAGUGCCCCCUCCGGUCCCAACACAUCAAACCCGUCUUCAAUUUCAAUCAUCUCAAACCCGAUCACAAUCCCACCCUCCACUCCUUCGAAGUCUCCGAUGCGUCCGUCAAAGUCUCCGAUGCCAAUCUCUUCACUCUUCUCUUCUCUAAUUGCGUGCCCGAUUUGGAGGUCUCCAUGGACGUUCACUCCGUCAUGUACAAUUUCAACCCCAAAACCGGUCAGCUUGAUUUCUUAUCCGCCGGCAAAACUUGUUUGCCUCUUGUUUACUUCUUGUUUUUCCUGGCUUACUUAGCGAUGGCGGCUGUUUGGGUUUAUACCCUCUACAAUAACCGAUUGACCGCUUAUAAGAUUCACUUCUUUAUGCUCUCCGUUGUCAUCUUAAAAGCCUUGAAUUUAUUGUGUGAAGCCGAGGAUAAAUCCUAUAUUAAGCGGACCGGGGCUGCUCAUGGGUGGGAUGUUUUGUUUUAUUUGUUUAGUUUCUUGAAGGGUAUCACGUUGUUCACUCUGAUCGUUUUGAUUGGGACUGGAUGGUCGUUUUUGAAGCCAUACUUGCAAGAUAAGGAGAAAAAGGUGCUCAUAAUUGUUAUCCCGUUGCAAGUCGUCGCCAAUGUUGCUCAGGUUGCCAUAGAUGAGACCGGCCCCUUUGGCCAUAAUUCUGAUACUUGGAAGAAGGUUUUUUUGCUUGUAGACAUCCUUUGUUGUUGUGCUGUAUUGUUUCCCAUUGUUUGGUCGAUUAAGAACUUGCGAGAGGCUGCCAAAGUGGAUGGAAAGGCUGCAGUGAAUUUGAUGAAGUUGACAUUGUUCAGACAGUACUACAUCAUCGUGAUCUCGUAUAUAUACUUUACCAGAGUUGUGGUUUAUGCCUUGGAGACUAUUACUUCGUACAAGUUUCAGUGGACUGGUCCUGUGGCUGCUGAAUUGGCUACCUUGGCCUUUUACCUAUUUACUGGCUAUAAUUUCAGACCUAAGGUGCAAAACCCGUAUUUUGCUAUUGAUGAUGAAGAGGAGGAAGCUGCUGCUGAGCAACUCAAGCUUGAAGAUGAAUUUGAGUUGUGAUGUUUCCAUCCACGUGCAGUCUUGAGGGAUAUCUACUAACAGGAUGAGGAUGGAAGUUUGUUUAACAAGAGUUUCUAUAUUUUCUCCAACAUCAAUGAGUAAGCAUCCUUGUCAUCAUGUAUACCAUAAAUUUGCUUCUCUCUCUCUCUCGUUUUUUUUUUUUUUGGGCUGUUGGGGUGAGGAGGGGGGCUGUUUCCUUGGUUCAAACAGUAGAUACUUUGCAAUCGCUGAGGUCCAAUGCUGCCACCAUUACUUUGUCUACCAUUGCACUGGGUAGCUUGUGAUUAGAAUUAAAACAGUGAAGCAUUACACUCUCUUUGUGAGUAUACGUUUGGUGCAGAGAGCUAUGUAAAAUUGAUGAAUAAUGAGCAUUUGUUUUCGUCAGUAUAAGUUUAGUGCAGGCUAUUUUAUUUUUGCUUUUUGACUUGUAAUGAAUGACAUAGAGAGAGCCAUUCUUUCAUGAAUUCCACAAUUUGCAUUUAAAGA